ACACAUGCACACUUAUAUACACACUCACCCUCCCACCUCCAGCCCUUCCUUCAAGUGAAACUCGUUUUCUCCUUCCAGCAAGGUUCUGGGUGGCUGAAAGAAGAAGAAAGAUUAAACUCUAGACUACUGCUAAAAAUAAUUAAUCCUGCAAUGAGAAAAUCCUACACUCCUAAAAAGCUGGUACCUUAAUUCCAAUCACCACCAUACACCAAGGAAUAAAAGAAAUCUGGAGAAGGACUGAGAAGGAUUUAUAAGGAGCAUAUCACAAUGAAACAAUGAGACUUUUUUGAAGAGCAUUUCAUUUAUGUAAAGAAUAGUCCAGGCAUGGUGUCUUGUGUGAGUGGAAUGACAAGCCUCCAGAGACACCUAUGUUAAUCAGCUACAGUUAUAUAUUGAAGCAGCUAAAACUUCUGACAGUUCUUGGACUGAGAAGACAGGCAGCGGAGAAAGUCUGAUUUCAGGUAUCUCCAAGGUGCUUGACUUUGCAGAAUUGACUGUCCCAAUGGAAGACACAGAUUUAGCCAAGGUCACUCCAUCUUCAUGGUUCUUUGCUUUUAACAGUGGAUCUUAUUUAAGGAUAGGAAAACUUUGUAUUAACUAGCAGUCUGGAUGGUCCGGGCAAAAGAGUUUCAAUGCCUUGACUGUCCUUAAGAUGAAGGUAUGGAAGAGGACAGUCCCUCCCUUGAUGCUCCUCUGUGCUGUGUUGUCCCUAUUGAUCUGCAGAGAAGUCUUCUUCUGGAAAUUCAGCUCAGUUACCUCCUCCUCCUCCUCGCGGUCAGUCAUGGUUUCACCACUGAAGGGGAAUCGGAGAGUCCCACGAGCCACAGAGCGCAAGCAACCUAUGCUUUCCCAAUACACUGCCCUUUUCGAAAGCUACACACAAGGCGAGAUUCGGGAACUUGUUUCAACUCUGGUAGAGAGGUACAGUCAAUCAGUACACUCUGGAGACGAUCCAAAGAAUGGGCCAAGGAUGAAGAGGGCGAGGGUUCACAAACAGCCUUGUACCCUGAAAGAGCUCGAAGUGAGUGUCAGCGAUCUGGGCCUGGGAUAUGUAUCAGACGAGACAGUUUUAUUCCGUUAUUGCAGUGGAAGCUGCGAAGGUGCUGUUCGGAAUUACGAUUUCUCCUUACAGAGCAUCAGAGGGAAAAAGAAAAUCAAAAAAGAGAAGGUACGGGCCAGGCCCUGUUGCAGGCCACUAUCAUAUGACGAUGAUGUAUCCUUCCUUGACUCUAAAAAUCAUUAUCACACCAUAAAGGAGGUUUCUGCUAAAGACUGCGGCUGUGUUUGAUAAGUAUUUAGAAGGGAGAAGUUGUCAAACAUGGCAAAAUGUGGUUGGCUACCAGAUGAGAGCCAGUACUGCAUUUUAAGACAAUUAGGAGAAACAGGAGUUGAAAUAUUACUUUCAUUUCUACCUCACAUAUUUUAAUGGAAAGUGGACUCAAAAAGAAAACAAAAUGGCUUGUGGGAUUGCAUGAUCAUGAAUUUGAAGAGGCUCCAUACAACUGCACUGAGAUAAUCUCAGCAUUCCAUUACUGCAUCCAGAAACACUUAUGUAGGGACACGAAGAAGGAUAAUCUAAAAGCCAUGAGACACAAACAUGGCACUGUUUUAACAUGAUGCCUACAUGUAGUUCAAUGUCAUUGCUGUAAGAUGACCAUGCCUUCAGUUAAACAAUCUCUACCCAUCUCUAUCAAGACUUACAAUCUUGGUGAUAUUCUAUAAAACCAUCAACAUGCUUCCUAUUGACUCGUGGUGUGAACACCAUACAUUGUUUUAUUUGUUUCAAGGCAGAUGGGGACCUGAUUAUGCAAUCUCUAUUGGUAUGAGUGCCAACAACUUAGCACAUCUACCUUCUACUUGGAGUGAUUUUGACUUGUUAUACAUAUAUGUGUGAUUUGUAAUAUCAGAACACCCAGAAAAUAUAGACAAUCACGGUAAUAGCAUUAUUUAAUUGUAUACAUAUAUGUCUUGGCUAAAUGUCAAAGAAUACCAGCAAAUAAGGGUUAAAUCAUCCCUGUGUUGGUAUUGUGCAUGAGUAUUAUCAAUUCCUUUUUCCAUGGUGUAAUUACAAAGUUGCACAGCAUCAAUAUGAAGCUUACAGGUCCACGUUGUGCCACAAAUUGAAACUGUUGAAACUAUGGCAUGCUUUCCAUAUUCCAUAUUACAGUAUUUUUUUCCAGAACAGAGGUGCAUUUUAUGAGCAUUAUACAAUUAGAAGUUGUAGAAAAACCCAACACACUUU
Spea bombifrons (plains spadefoot toad) is the source of this 2242-nucleotide messenger RNA. It is a transcript of the gene NRTN, whose product is annotated as neurturin. Gene Ontology annotation, molecular function: glial cell-derived neurotrophic factor receptor binding; receptor tyrosine kinase binding; growth factor activity. The transcript is spliced from 3 exons. Bases 653 to 1288 code for a protein of 211 amino acids. NCBI's taxonomy places the organism in Eukaryota, Metazoa, Chordata, Amphibia, Anura, Pelobatidae. The record is from RefSeq and is a predicted model, not a curated record.